Messenger RNA from Haliotis rufescens (red abalone), 7430 nucleotides. Its product is annotated as diacylglycerol lipase-alpha-like. The transcript has 18 exons. Gene Ontology annotation, biological process: lipid metabolic process. Gene Ontology annotation, cellular component: postsynaptic membrane; dendrite membrane. NCBI's taxonomy places the organism in Eukaryota, Metazoa, Mollusca, Gastropoda, Lepetellida, Haliotidae. The record is from RefSeq and is a predicted model, not a curated record. Bases 198 to 7061 code for a protein of 2287 amino acids.
CUACAUAUUACGCGAAUCCAACUUCAUCAGCUUCGGCUGUCAACAUCGCUCGAAGCAGGCGAAAAAACGGUGUUCGCAUUUGGAUAUGUACUGUGCAAUGGGUUGAGCCACCUAGACAACAUUCGUUACAGGGAAAAUACCAAGAAAAAUGGAGAAAUUUUGAUACACAAAUUACCUGGCGCGUUGUAUGUUGCAAAAUGCCAGGCAUUGUAGUGUUUCGCAGACGAUGGUCCGUCGGCUCAGACGAUUUGGUGGUGCCAGCCGUUUUUCUACUGGUUUUGCACGCAGCAUGGAUCAUCAUCCUGGGCAUCAUCCUUGGUGUGGUGGACUUCGAGAGGAAGGUGGCGUGCACCCAGGACCUCCACGACCAUGUCCUGGGCUACCUCAUCAUACUGUCUGUGUGCUUCUUCAUGGAGCUGCUCAUCGCCAUCAUCAGCAUGCGGGGCGGCAUCCUGGACAACCACCCACGACGCAGCAUGCAGUACCUGCUGUACCUCAGACUCAUUGUGUUCCUGGGAGAGCUGGCGUGGCUGGUGGUGGGCAUCGUGUGGACAGCCAAACACUUCAACACCUGCAACCCAAUAUCUGCAAAGAAGGCCGUCCUAGGUGUGAUCGUAUGCAACUGGUUGGUGAUGCUGAUAGUGAUCGUCUCCCUUUGGUGCACGUUUGACUCAGCAGGCAGAAAAUGGGUGAAGAUGAAGAAAUACCAAGACAGCCUAAAGGAGAAGCGACGAGGGAAUCGCAGGAUCUCUGGGAGUACUCGCAGGAACUGGCGCCAGAGGUCUAGGCUAAUAAAGGAAUUUUUCCAUCAAAAGUUCCGCAGGAAGGCAUUCCGAGCGUACGAGGAGAGUUGGGACCGUCGUCUACAGCUGCUGUGCUGCUGUGUGGAGCGCAAGGGAAGGAACAGGAACUCCAUUGCCGAGAUCGCCCAACUCUUUACGGAAUUCUUCCGGGAUUUAGAUGUGGUGCCAUCCGAUGUGAUCGCAGGCCUGGUUCUACUUCGGCAGUUCCAGAAGCAGCGCAUGGCCAACAUCGUAUGGCAGGGUAACAACGACGUCUACCAGUACCUGUCAGGGGUGCCCAUCACCCCCCACACCCAGUUCCUCCAGCUGAGCGUGCCGUCCGUGAUGGAGGACUACCGCCGCGUCAUCCACUACAUGAGACACGCCCUGGCGGCGUACGGCUGGCCCGCCACCAUGAUGAUCAACCCCGGGACCUGGCUGUGUCGACUCAUGCCCUUUCUCACUUGUUGCUGCUGCAACAAGCAACGCAAUGCCAUCGUCAUCGACGACAACUGCUGCCUGUGCAACUUCUCCGCCUUGCGUCGUAUCAGCGGUCUCCAGGAGGUGGAUGUGGUUUAUGCGACCUACCAUGUUGAUAUUGGUGAGACUCCAUUUUAUGUGGCCCUGGACCAUGCUGAGAAGACUGUGGUUGUCUGUGUUAGGGGCACACUGUCAUUACAGGAUGUGCUGACAGAUCUAAAGGCGGAGGCGGAGACCCUCCCCCUGACACCGCCCAGGGAGGACUGGCAAGGUCACAAGGGCAUGGUGCAGGCUGCCGUCUACAUCAAGAAGAGGCUGGACGAGGAGGGCAUCAUCAUCAAAGCCAUGAAUCUUGCCGAGGAGCUGAGUUCCGAGAAGUACGACCUGACCCUAGUGGGUCACUCUCUGGGGGCGGGCACAGCCGCCAUCCUGGCCAUCCUCCUUCAGCCCGAGUUCCCCACCCUGCACUGCUACGCCUUCUCUCCCCCAGGGGGACUUAUCAGGUCAGUCCACUCACUGCAUCACACAAACACCCCCCCACCCUGCACUGCUACGCCUUCUCUCCCCCGGGGGGACUUAUCAGGUCAGUCCACUCACAGCAUCACACAAACACACCCCCACCCUGCACUGCUACGCCUUCUCUCCCCCGGGGGGACUUAUCAGGUCAGUCCACUCACAGCAUCACACAAACACACCCCCACCCUGCACUGCUACGCCUUCUCUCCCCCAGGGGGACUUAUCAGGUCAGUCCACUCACAGCAUCACACAAACACACCCCCACCCUGCACUGCUACGCCUUCUCUCCCCCGGGGGGACUUAUCAGGUCAGUCCACUCACAGCAUCACACAAACACACCCCCACCCUGCACUGCUACGCCUUCUCUCCCCCGGGGGGACUCAUCAGGUCAGUCCACUCACAGCAUCACACAAACACACCCCCACCCUGCACUGCUACGCCUUCUCCCCCCCAGGGGGACUCAUCAGGUCAGUCCACUCACAGCAUCACACAAACACACCCCCACCCUGCACUGCUACGCCUUCUCUCCCCCAGGGGGACUUAUCAGGUCAGUCCACUCACAGCAUCACACAAACACACCCCCACCCUGCACUGCUACGCCUUCUCUCCCCCGGGGGGACUUAUCAGGUCAGUCCACUCACAGCAUCACACAAACACCCCCACCCUGCACUGCUACGCCUUCUCUCCCCCAGGGGGACUUAUCAGGUCAGUCCACUCACAGCAUCACACAAACACCCCCACCCUGCACUGCUACGCCUUCUCUCCCCCAGGGGGACUUAUCAGGUCAGUCCACUCACAGCAUCACACAAACACCCCCACCCUGCACUGCUACGCCUUCUAUCCCCCAGGGGGACUUAUCAGGUCAGUCCACUCACAGCAUCACACAAACACCCCCACCCUGCACUGCUACGCCUUCUCUCCCCCAGGGGGACUUAUCAGGUCAGUCCACUCACAGCAUCACACAAACACCCCCACCCUGCACUGCUACGCCUUCUCUCCCCCAGGGGGACUUAUCAGGUCAGUCCACUCACAGCAUCACACAAACACCCCCACCCUGCACUGCUACGCCUUCUCUCCCCCAGGGGGACUUAUCAGGUCAGUCCACUCACUGCAUCACACAAACACACCCCACCCUGCACUGCUACGCCUUCUCUCCGCCGGGGGGACUUAUCAGGUCAGUCCACUCACAGCAUCACACAAACACCCCCACCCUGCACUGCUACGCCUUCUCUCCCCCAGGGGGACUUAUCAGGUCAGUCCACUCACAGCAUCACACAAACACCCCCACCCUGCACUGCUACGCCUUCUCUCCCCCAGGGGGACUUAUCAGGUCAGUCCACUCACAGCAUCACACAAACACCCCCACCCUGCACUGCUACGCCUUCUCUCCCCCAGGGGGACUUAUCAGGUCAGUCCACUCACAGCAUCACACAAACACACCCCCACCCUGCACUGCUACGCCUUCUCUCCCCCAGGGGGACUUAUCAGGUCAGUCCACUCCCAGCAUCACACAAACACACCCCCACCCUGCACUGCUACGCCUUCUCUCCCCCAGGGGGACUUAUCAGGUCAGUCCACUCACAGCAUCACACAAACACACCCCCACCCUGCACUGCUACGCCUUCUCUCCCCCAGGGGGACUUAUCAGGUCAGUCCACUCACAGCAUCACACAAACACACCCCCACCCUGCACUGCUACGCCUUCUCUCCCCCAGGGGGACUUAUCAGGUCAGUCCACUCACAGUAUCACACAAACACACCCCCACCCUGCACUGCUACGCCUUCUCUCCCCCAGGGGGACUUAUCAGGUCAGUCCACUCACAGCAUCACACAAACACACCCCCACCCUGCACUGCUACGCCUUCUCUCCCCCGGGGGGACUCAUCAGGUCAGUCCACUCACAGCAUCACACAAACACACCCCCACCCUGCACUGCUACGCCUUCUCUCCCCCAGGGGGACUUAUCAGGUCAGUCCACUCACUGCAUCACACAAACACACCCCCACCCUGCACUGCUACGCCUUCUCUCCCCCAGGGGGACUUAUCAGGUCAGUCCACUCACUGCAUCACACAAACACACCCCCACCCUGCACUGCUACGCCUUCUCUCCCCCAGGGGGACUUAUCAGGUCAGUCCACUCACAGCAUCACACAAACACACCCCCACCCUGCACUGCUACGCCUUCUCUCCCCCAGGGGGACUUAUCAGGUCAGUCCACUCACAGCAUCACACCAACACACCCUCACCCUGCACUGCUACGCCUUCUCUCCCCCAGGGGGACUUAUCAGGUCAGUCCACUCACUGCAUCACACAAACACACCCCCACCCUGCACUGCUACGCCUUCUCUCCCCCAGGGGGACUUAUCAGGUCAGUCCACUCACAGCAUCACACAAACACCCCCCCACCCUGCACUGCUACGCCUUCUCUCCCCCGGGGGGACUUAUCAGGUCAGUCCACUCACAGCAUCACACAAACACACCCCCACCCUGCACUGCUACGCCUUCUCUCCCCCAGGGGGACUUAUCAGGUCAGUCCACUCACAGCAUCACACAAACACACCCCCACCCUGCACUGCUACGCCUUCUCUCCCCAGGGGGACUUAUCAGGACAGUCUGUCCACUCACAGCAUCACACAAACACACCCCCACCCUGCACUGCUACGCCUUCUCUCCCCCGGGGGGACUCAUCAGGUCAGUCCACUCACAGCAUCACACAAACACACCCCCACCCUGCACUGCUACGCCUUCUCUCCCCCGGGAGGACUCAUCAGGUCAGUCCACUCACAGCAUCACACAAACACACCCCCACCCUGCACUGCUACGCCUUCUCUCCCCCGGGGGGACUUAUCAGGUCAGUCCACUCACAGCAUCACACAAACACACCCCCACCCUGCACUGCUACGCCUUCUCUCCCCCAGGGGGACUUAUCAGGUCAGUCCACUCACAGCAUCACACAAACACACCCCCACCCUGCACUGCUACGCCUUCUCUCCCCAGGGGGACUUAUCAGGACAGUCUGUCCACUCACAGCAUCACACAAACACACCCCCACCCUGCACUGCUACGCCUUCUCUCCCCCGGGGGGACUCAUCAGGUCAGUCCACUCACAGCAUCACACAAACACACCCCCACCCUGCACUGCUACGCCUUCUCUCCCCCGGGAGGACUCAUCAGGUCAGUCCACUCACAGCAUCACACAAACACCCCCCCACCCUGCAUUGCUACACCUUCUCUCCCCCAGGGGGACUUAUCAGUAUAUCCUGUGUGGAGGAGACCAAGUCCUACAUCACGUCUGUUGUCGUGGGGAAAGAUGUCGUGCCCAGAAUUGGUCUGCCCCAGAUGGAGCUGCUGAGGACAGACAUCAUCAACAUGAUCAAGAAGAGCAACGACCCAAAGUGGCAGAUUAUCUCAAAGGGAGUGUUCUGCUGUUGUGGGGACUACACAGGCAAGAAGGGGUCUCAGGUGGACUUAGACCGCAAUGUGACCGCUCACCCUAGUGACUCCCAGAUCGGCCUGUCCGCCCAUGUCCCGCUGUUUCCCCCGGGGAAGAUCAUCCACAUCGUCCGGAGUCACCCAAAGGAGUCAGGGCAUGUUCAUAACCGUCGCUAUUCCAAGAAGCCAGUGUGUCAGAGUUCUGAGCCCGUUUACCAGGCCGUGUGGGCAGGAAAUGGAGACUUCGACGAGGUUCUCAUCUCCCCUACCAUGAUCAACGACCACAUGCCUGACAAUGUCCUAGAGGCCCUGGAGAAGGUUCUGCUGAAGGUCGGUCCAGCCAAGCCAGUGCGGACUCUGACAGAAGCGGAACGCAAGGCUCUGCUGUCCCAUGAGUCUUUGUCCUCUGCCAACAACCCGUCACCAACCAGAGGGACAGUGAUGGUGGAAACUAGCUUCACCAAUGCCUGCUACACUGCCCCCGAUCCCGGCAACGGCGCCCUGAAUGUCAGCGGACCUCGAUCAGUCUCUGGCAGCUGGGAAAAUGUCCCAGAAAAGAUUCUUACUGUAGAGCAUAUACAACAACUAAAUGCCGUGGGCAGGAACCCAGAUUCGGGCACACGUCCAGAAUUCAGUCUAGACCUAGCUGAGAAGCAAUGGGUGGCUGCUCCCUUGGCGAGUCCCGAGGCUUUGUCCGACGUGUCGAGUCUUGGAGGGCUCAGUCACACAGGAAGUCUUGUGGAGAGGGAUGGAAGUCGGAAACCUGUACAAUCCUCUCCCCAGCUGAAGACAAUAGAACAAUCUCCAUUACGGAAAGUCAGAUCUGAGAGCGUGAAGAUCGAAGUGCCCAAUGACAAUGAUGAAGAGGUCAAGGUCGUUGUAGAAAAUAAUGCCAAGAGGAAAAAGGUUGAGUUUGAGGACGAGAAGGUAGCUAAGCAGACUGCCAACAAGCAGGCUGUGGAUAAGGAGAGUGCUGAUAAGGUAGAUGCUGAUCAGGAGGAAAUAGUUAUUCAAAAUGGACCUAAGGGGGUAAGACAAGUCGAGAGAAGUGAAAACCCUGGGGUAGAUUCUAAUUCAGUGACUGUGACAGAUCCUUCAGGGCAGUCUGUGAAGGUGUCAUAUAAAAACACGAAUGGUCACAGUGCCGUGUACAACCGACAUUCACCCGACGAGUCCACCCAGCACGAAUAUGGGCACCCUAAUCUACACUACUCUGCUGCGGGAACAGGCUACCCACAUGGAGCUUACCAUCCACCAAUCAGGUUCCCUGCUGUCAGGCCACGCGAGAAAAUUGUCUCACCACGUGAGAAAACCAACACACCAUGUGAGCAAACCGUCACACCACGUGAGCAAACCGUCACACCACGUGAGCAAACCGUCACACCACGUGAGCAAUCCGUCACAGCAUGUGAGCAAACCGUCACACCACGUGAGCAAACCGUCACACCACAUGAGCAAACCGUCACACCACGUGAGCAAACCGUCACACCAAGUGAGCAAAACGUCACACCACGUGAAAAAAAAGUCACGUCAUUUGAGCAAACCGUAACACCACGUGAACACCCACCUACGUUAAGACACUGCGAAUCUGAGAGUUUAUUCUUACAACCCUCGUUAUCUAAAAUGAGAAGGUCAACUGAAAUGAUGGACUUAGCUCAUAUUCAGGACGAUGCUGAAGUAUUCGUAGAAAAUAUUGAGACUGGUGCCAAGAAACCACGGGCUCGCCUACCAGGACUGCAUGGCACCCCUCAGGCGUCAACGGCAAGUAUGACGCUGGAUAAUGUCCCCGAAAGUCGUCUGUCGUCCACACAUUCAGACGAAGUGUUUGCAUCGCAAGAGUCCGAAGCAUAGCAAGCUUUGGUCUUAGAUGAACAGUAUCUAGGUGUAGAUGAUCAGUCUAUAUGAAACUGAAUUAAUACUGACAGUGUGCUAUGUUUUAAGGUUAACAACCAAGUAUUGAUUAUUUGGAAACAUUUAUGAUAAGCAGACUUACAAUUUUCGACUUUAGCAACCACAACUUUACAGUUUUAUAUCCUAUAUUAUGCCAUGUCAAAGUAAUGGUGAUAGUUUUAGAUAUCAGCUGUAAUAUUGUAUUAGAAAAUAUUGAUGACAAUUUUACCAUUUCAUGUCAUGAAAGUCAUGUUCAUGUUUUAGCAAAUUUACCGUAUUCGCCAGAUUAAGCGUCCCUCUCCGGUAAGCGCCUCCUGACCAAUCUGUAAA